UCUCACAUGAUGAGAGCUGAAACCAAAUCCGUUUGUGGUUCGGAUGCAUGAGAAAUGCAGACUACAAGAACGAUCUCCUCAGGUUCGAAUUGGAAAACUUCACGUUUCAAAAGCUGGAUUUGAAUCCCACUGUACUCCCGGGCUGUCGAAAGUGAGCUCUUUAUUUAUUACGUAGUGCAAAUUGUAAGGACGUGAUUUGCUUGCAUCACACUCUCGGAGAGAGACGGGCCCGCGCCUGGGAGCUGUCCCAGCCAACAUGGUGCUGAAGCCGCAGCGAGAGCAGCAUCCUCCGGCUUUACUGAUGAUCAUCAUCAUAACAUAACAUCUCGUGUCAGAUAGAUCUGCACAACGCGUCGCAUGGACGCGUUGGAUUACCACGCAAGAGCCACUUCAGUAUUUUCCCAGCAAUUUGAUUCAAAGGAAAGGCGCUGGAUGUGACAAAACGACGGACUGUGGAUAGCAAAAAUAUUUCCUCAUCGUCGAAAGCGAAUCUGUUCCUUAUCUGGACUGAUUUUCGAAAGGCAUGUCUGACAUUACACGGGACAGUGAGCUAAACUGCCUUGGGAUUUCUGCAACAAGGGCUGGGUGUUUAAGGAGAUAGGCUGCCUACACUAACAAGACGUUGGCACCUUAUAUCUUCAGAAGGGGACUUGUGCGGGAUGCAUUUGUAAGCGAUCGAACCUGAAACAUGAGAUGAACGCCAAAGAUAAUUGCUGGAUAAUUGACAUGAUUGUGGCUGGAUUUGAUUUCACGCAACACACUUUGUGUUCACAUUAACAUCAUUACACGGUAGUCGCUUUCGGAUGAUGUCUAAUAAGCGAGGAAGGCGUGAACUGGAGAACAGAAAUUGUGCGUGUGGUAGACUACAAAUUGUUUAAUUAUUAGACAAACCCUGGCUGCCGCUUGUUUGGCUAUUCUGACGAAUAGCCUGCAUUUCUGUUUUCCUGCUUUUGAUGACUAGAUGCCACUGGCAAUAGUACCUCAGGCUAGGAGCUCCUUUGUCAGAAGCUGUUCGCGGGAAUCCCCGAUAUUUUUCAUUCAAAUCGUGUUAUUUGUCCGCAAAUGUUCGAUUUGAGUAGUUUAUUGUAGCCUUUAUGGCCAGUAGUUGUUAACGCCUUAUAGAUAAUGUUUUGUCAGGUAACCUAAAAUAUGCUUCACGUGGCAACAUCUGAAUGAACUAGUUUUCUUGAGGUACUCGAGUUGACUGAAUCGCCAUUGGGUUAUGAGCAGGGAUAUUAAAGGGUUCCCACUUUUGACAGUUACUAUUACAUGUGCGUACAAUCGUCAGCUUCUCAACGGAAACACUAGCGCGAUGAUGUAGCUCUUAUUAGAAUAAUAACGGUUGAAAAUAAACACCUUCUCUGUGUUCAAACGGUCAGUUUGAGUGAGGUGAGCAGGUAAGCGCUGUUGCUCACGAGACUGAACGGCGGCACAGGUGUCUUUUCUCGUUGGAAACCAAACAGUAAGUUCUUUUAUGUGACCUCCUGGAGCCCAGUAACAGAUAGCCUUUGCAUUAUAGGCCGUUUAAAAGCAUAGACCGCAUUUCCAUUAUUCAUAAGACGGGCACAUGUUGUUGGCUAUCGGUGUCAUUGUAUGGUGUUGGGGAUUGUUGAGUCGCAGACCGAUGCUGCGCCGCCAGGGCAAGCAGAAAGGCCGCUGUUGCGUCUUGUUCAGUGACCUGAAGGUUUUCCUACUCAGGCCACCGGCACCGUCGGCAUCGCCACCUGCCUUCACACCCAUGAACGAACUAACAACGGAGGGCAAUGCGACGAGCAGCGCCACGGAGAGCCACUUUUUAGCCAACGGACAUUACCAGCCGGUAGCAGGUGAGGCUGUGGACACACGAGGGAGCGAAGACUGGACUCAUAGCGGGUUGGAUUCACCGAGGACGCCGGACUGCUGCAGCUCAUCCGAGGAUUGUUCUAAGGAGAAGCUGGACGAGAGGUUAUCUCUGGACAGCUGCACGGACAGUGGAGUCAGGACUCCUUUGUGUCGGAUCUGUUUUCAGGGCCCAGAGCAGGGAGAGCUGCUGAGCCCGUGUCGCUGUAGUGGUUCUGUUCGCUGCACUCAUGAGCCCUGUCUUAUUAAGUGGAUUAGUGAGAGAGGAUCCUGGAGCUGUGAACUCUGCUACUACAAAUACCAGGUCAUCGCCAUCAGCACCAAGAACCCGCUACAGUGGCAGGCCAUUUCUUUGACGGUGAUAGAGAAAGUUCAGAUAGCUGCAGCUGUUUUGGGUUCCCUGUUCCUGAUUGCCAGUAUCUCCUGGCUGGUCUGGUCCUCUCUCAGCCCAUCGGCCAAGUGGCAACGGCAGGACCUGCUCUUCCAGAUCUGUUACGCCAUGUAUGGCUUCAUGGACCUGGUGUGCAUCGCUCUGAUUGUCCACGAAGGUCCCUCCGUAUUUCGCAUCUUUAACCGCUGGCAGGCUGUCAAUCAGCAGUGGAAAGUCUUAAAUUAUGACAAGGUCAAAGACAAUGAGGAGCAUCAGAAGUCCGGUGCUGCGCUCCGUACCCUCUCUCUGCCGCUGACGCACCGGAUGGGGCCGACCGGCACGGAUGGAGAAGCCUCCACCUCCACAUCCUCCCUCAUGGCUGCAGCUGCAGCGGCCGCGGCGGGCACCGCAACCCCCAACACAAACUCCGUCCCGUUGGCAGCAGGUGCCAUGACAGAGCCGCAGGACUCGUCUGAACCCAGCAAUGGGCAGCCCUCGCUGCCAGACCACCACUGUGCUUACAACAUCCUUCAUCUCCUCAGCCACCACCUGAGGCCCCAGGAGCCACGCGGACAGACCAGCAACAGCAACCGCGAACUGGUGAUGAGAGUCACUACAGUGUGAGGCUUCCAUGGGGCCUAGUUUAUGGUUCAAUCCCUGCAUGCGACGUAUUUACAAGAAAGGAUUCACUGAGGAAGACCCAGUGCAGUGCUGUCCGGGUUUAAACCAUUUGUUUUUCAAUUUCUUACAGUAUUGAAUAAAACAGAGGAAGCAGUUUCUCUCACAGUGGCUUCAGGAAAGAUUCUGACCUUUAGAUUUUUUAAAUGUGAGCAACUGAGAAAGGUCAAAGGUCAGUGUGGUGGGGUCUCGGAGUGUGUGCGUCCGUGUGUAAUGAGUUUAUUGUCAGCUCAAGGCCACAGUCAGAGCUGUGACCGUUCUGAAGCACAAGCAUUACAAUGCAAUCCAGUUUCUCAAACAGCGCAGAGUGAAGGUCAAACGUUGCGCUGAAAAACGGAGCGCUGCAACUCACUAAUUUUACAAUUGCUACAUGUUGUAUUUUCAGAUAAAAUCCUAUUAUUAAUGUUACUUGCAAGAAUAAGCAAGUCUAAAUCUGUUUCCUAACAAACCAAAUGUGGUACUGAAGAAGCAAACUAUUGUGUUUACACUCACAGGCAGUACGUUUUUUUUAGCUAGAUCUAUCCUCUCUGGUUUUGCCAGUCUUGUACAUCAAUAACAGGAAACCACGUUACAGUGGAGACAGCUUGCAGCAAUUGAACAUUUUACAAACUACAAAAAUUCUUGGUCAACUGACUGACUUUGUUUACAUUUGUUAAACUUGUGAGAGAAAAAGGUUGCUACAUUAAAAAGAAAAAAGAAAAAAGA
Molecule: messenger RNA, 3592 nt
Organism: Carassius auratus (goldfish)
Lineage: Eukaryota; Metazoa; Chordata; Actinopteri; Cypriniformes; Cyprinidae
Gene: marchf4a
Product: membrane-associated ring finger (C3HC4) 4a
Exons: 4
Coding region: 1568-2833 (421 amino acids)
Biological process (GO): protein ubiquitination
Molecular function (GO): ubiquitin-protein transferase activity; zinc ion binding
Source: RefSeq, a predicted model, not a curated record